Molecule: messenger RNA, 3229 nt
Organism: Durio zibethinus
Lineage: Eukaryota; Viridiplantae; Streptophyta; Magnoliopsida; Malvales; Malvaceae
Source: RefSeq, a predicted model, not a curated record
AUGGGCGUUUAUUUCAUCCUGCUACUAUGGCUUAUUCAAGCAGCAACAUCGCAAGAAGCAUACGAGCCUGUUUGUGAAGAAACAUGUGGGCAUGUUGCUAUUCCAUCCCCAUUUGGAAUAAGAACUGGUUGCUAUAAAAAUUCGUGGUUUAGAGUAACUUGCAACGAAACCACUAAUGGGCUAAGGCCUUUCAUCAGUCGCAUCAAUCUGGAGCUUCUCGGUUCCUUUUGGUCAGACGGCGACUUCGCCGUCAACAAUCCGGUAACUUAUCUCAAUUGCAGCAAUAAAGGAAACAAUGGCACCAUUCAUCGUGCUAGUGUCAACCUAAAAGGCAGUCCAUUUUUCUUCUCAAGUAGAUUCAACGUAUUCGGGUCAGUAGGUUGCGGCAAAUUGGCCACUCUUUCUCGCGAAAUUCAAACUGAUUCCCUCGCUAGCUGCGUACAACAGCGAUGUGACGACCUGGCUUCUAAAUUAGGUGGCUGCUAUGCCGUAAUUCCUGAAAAUCUUACUUCCUACACUGCAACCAUGACAGAGAUCAUUAAUCCUGGAAAGCAAGAAUACAGCAAGAGAUGCGCAUCUGCUUUCAUAUUUGACUUAAGCAAGUUAAACUCAUCGGGUCCAGAUCUCCAAUUCCCCGACAGCAUAAGCAUUGAUACGACGCAUGUUCCUGCAACGCUGGAAUGGAACUCCGUCAAUUGCGAUUUGGGAGACGCACUUUGCCAAGAAUUUGGAGAAGCUAAACCAAUACUUCUACCUUUCAAGCAUGACUGUAUUGAAAGAUGUGGGAAGGUUAAUAUUACAUAUCCUUUUGGAAUGGAAGUCGGGUGUUACAUGAAUGAUUGGUUCAGAGUAAGCUGCAACAAAACGGGUGAUGGGCCAAAGCCUUUCAUAAGUAGCAUCAACAUGCAACUACUCAAUGUUUCAUUACCCCUAGGCAGAGUUAUCGUCAACAAUUCAGCAACUUAUUUCAAUUGCCGCAAUAAAAGUGAAGACAAUAAUGGGGUUAGUGUCAACUUAACAGGCAGCCCCUUUUUCUUCUCACAUAUCUUCAACAGAUUCGUUUCUGUAGGUUGCGGUAGUUUGGCUACUGUUAGUCGUAAUCCAACUGAUUAUCCUGUUGGUGGCUGCCUGCAACCUCGUUGUAGCAAUAUUGGGACCUCCAAUGAUAGCUGCCUUGCGAAAAUUCCUCCGGGUCUCAGUUCUUUUGCUGCAAACAUGACAGAGAUUUAUCCGAGUGAUGGCAGCAAGAAAUCAUGUGGAUCUGCUUUCAUGGUGGACGUAAGUUUGUUGGAUUCACCUGGAACAAUAAUUGCAAACCGCAACGUUCCCAGAAAACUGGAAUUUGAACUCAUUCCUACAGCACUGCACUGGGACCGGGGUUCACCAAAAGAUGGACACGUUCCUACAGCACUGCAAUGGGCCAAACCAAUCAGUGGGCGGUGUGAUUUGACUGGUUUGGAUACCUUUUGUAGCUCCAGUGGUCAAUAUUGUUGGGCAAGGUUGGAAGUCAGCCUUCUAUGUGUUUGCAGCGUGCAUGUCAAUUCUGACAAUGAUUAUAUUAUCAUGAUCUAUGCCAAGAUUUGCAAAUUUACCUUUUGCAUAAUAAAUUAUGUUUCCUAUACAGGUUGCAGCACUAGUAUUGGGACAAUACUUGUGCUACUUGGCACAUGGCAUCUGUACAAAGUACUAAAAAGGAGAAAAACCAUCAAGAUGAAGCAAAAAUACUUUAAGAGGAAUGGAGGUUUACUUCUGCAACAACAAUUGUCCUGCAAUGAAGGUAAUGUUGAAAAAAUAAGGUUGCUUACAUCAAAGGAGUUGGAAAAGGCGACAGAUUACUAUAACGAGAAUCGAAUCCUCGGUCAAGGUGGCCAAGGAACUGUUUAUAAAGGAAUGUUAACUGAUGGAAGCAUUGUGGCAAUCAAGAAGUCUAAAAUGGUGGACGAGAAGAAAGUUGAUGAAAAGAAGCUUGAACAGUUCAUCAAUGAGGUGAUACUUUUAUCACAGAUUAACCAUAGAAAUGUGGUUAGGCUUUUAGGAUGUUGCCUGGAGGUAAAGGUUCCUUUACUAGUGUAUGAGUUCAUCCCCAAUGGAACACUCUCUCAACUCAUACAUGAACAAAAUGAAGAAUUCCCAUUGACAUGGGAAAUGCGUUUACGAAUUGCAAUUGAAAUUGCCAAUGCUUUAUCCUAUUUGCAUUCAGCUGCUUCUGUCCCUAUUUAUCAUCGAGACAUCAAAUCUAGCAACAUACUUUUGGAUGAUAAAUACAGAGCAAAAGUGUCAGAUUUUGGAAUUUCAAGAUCAAUUGCACUUGAGCAAACUCAUCUAACCACUCAAGUACAAGGAACAUUCGGAUACUUGGAUCCGGAGUAUUUUCGGUCGAGUCAAUUUACAGAGAAGAGUGAUGUUUAUAGUUUUGGGGUUGUUCUUGUUGAACUUCUGACCGGACAAAAACCCAUCUCCUCGGUACAAUCAGAGGAAGUGCGAAGCUUGAUUAACUUUUUUCUGCUUACAAUGAAGGAGAAUUCCCUAUUUGACAUUCUUGAUCCAAUGGUAAGGAAUAAUGGUACAGAAGAAGAGAUUAUAGCAGUUGCAAAGCUAGCGAAAAGAAGCUUGAAUCUUAAUGGAAAGAAAAGGCCCACGAUGAAACAAGUUGCAAUGGAGCUGGAGACGAUUAGAGCAUCAGAAGAAGCUAAUGCUAUUGAACAAAGUGUGGAUGAAGAUUCUGAUAUAGAUGACAUGAUCGAACCUUCCGCUAUUCCUUCUUGUUCAACGUCUAGGUCAAUCAUAAACGAUAGUCUAACUCUGCCAUUGGAUACAUACUCCUAGUUGGUUUCCAACAGGACUUGUUAAACUUUCUUCCUUUGGUGUCUUUUCUUUGUAAAAUAUCGCCUGUGUGGUUCAGCUCAUCCUUGUUUUAAUUUCAAACUCUUUUUCACUUCAUUUUUUCUUCCUCUCGUUACUUUCUGCUCACCCCUUAUGGAGGGUCUCAAAUGCAUGUCUAAGACCAUCUCCUUUUCAAAUGUCAUCAUUGAUUAGAAUAAUCUUUUGACGAUGGUUAAACAUAAAUAUGAAAAAAAAAAGAUUUAUUAUUGUUGACUUCUACCUGUUGAUCUUGGUAUACCUACAUAUGAGGACGAAGUUCAUAUUAUUUCGUACAUGUAAAAGAAGAUACCUUGCAACUUCUUUUUUACUUAUUUCUUUCCAUUGAUUUUUAAACGGAAUAGGUGCU